Porites lobata is the source of this 17336-nucleotide messenger RNA. The record is from the annotation of a GenBank genome assembly. Lineage: Eukaryota; Metazoa; Cnidaria; Anthozoa; Scleractinia; Poritidae.
AUGAAGGAUGCCCAAAAGAGGACUACGAAACAAAAUAUGGUAAGUACAAGUUCAUGUGCCCCCAACGUUCUGUCAUUGCCACAUUUGUCCUAUCCUCAGUUGCUAGACUUUGCUAAAAAGUUUAAUAAGUCUCGAUGUCAUUUACCAGAAAUAUUUGUCCGCAGCUAAGUUUUAAAGAUGUUUAUUUUAUUGCGUUUUUUGUCAUCGAUGAUUUCUGUUUCGCCUCCCGGAAGGUGGUUACUUCAACCGGUUCAUCUUUACCAUCUUUCUUGUUCACGACUUUUAGAGAUUUUUCAGUAAUGUAGGUUAUCUUGAGGAAGUCCAAAAUGUCCUUCUUGUGUACACACUCUAAGAGAAGUUGUCCACCGGCAAAGAUUAAACAAAAAUAAGAGUUCAGUAAACGUCACUAACUUUUUAAUGACAAUUUUAUCCAUUUUGCCACGAGACUUGUGGUCAGUGUUUAUUGCAAACCACGCGAAAAGUAUCAAAUUUUAAACAAGGAAGUUGUAUAGCAAUGAAACAAAAUGAAAUCUAGAAACAUUACAUCGUUUCAUAUGUAAUAAACAACAGCUUUCUUGUUAAUAACAGGAAAUAUAUACUUGCUUACGUCUAACUUUUGUCUGUUUUAAUGUUGUUGUUUUUUCUUACUGAGUGAGAGGGUGGUGGGGGGAAGUUGGUUUUUCUGCACGUUUUAUGACCUUCAAAAUUAAAUUAGUGUCUUUGUAAGGCAAUCUUUCUCGAUUUAUAAGAGUUUUAUUGGCCUGGCAAGAUGAGCUGAUAACCGUAAUUCGUUUGCCGCCAUUAAGCGUAUUAUGCGAUCAUAGUUUUAGUUACGCUUCCUUUGUUCAAGCUGUUUCAAAAAAAAUGACAGCGUGUUUCGUGACCAGAUGUUUGUUUGACUUUGGGGUUUUUCUUGAUUGGGGCUUAACAGAUCAAAGGAUUUUUAAUGAAUCUUUUUAAUAAUUCAAAGUGAAAAGCUUUUCCUCCGAAUGGUUCAUUUUAGUCAAAACAAUAAAGAAUUGUUUUUGAUAACAUUGAACAGAAAGUUAAUCAAGUCUCCUGCGAGUAAGAAAACAAGAACUGUUUCCUUAAAUCUUCACGUGAUGUAGUUCUAACUUUAGAAUCUGAGGGAGAAAUCCUAUGGUGCUAUUAUUUAAAUGAAUCAAAACCUCUUCAGCAGUAUCUGUGAGUGGUGCUAUUCGUUUUGAAUAUUUUGCAAAGAGAAAUUUAGAAUUUUGCCUAAUAUUAUAAAGAUUAAGUCGCCCAGAUAUCGAGAUAUCAAUCACCUAAUUUCAUCGAUACGUUUUUGUUUUGCACCAAAUAACAGCUUAAUUGAAUGAAAAAGAUUCCUUAAAACAAAAUACACUAAGUCCAUCAAAUAAGACAGCAUGUUUUCUGUGCGAUACAAAGUUGAGAUUUAUCAAAUCAGGUUGGUUCCGUGAGGAACAUUCCAGACAUAAGAAUCACCAACAGUGAAUCAACCAGGACAUUGUCUUUCAAACGUCAGAGUGAAUUAUAGAAAAUGGACUCCAUUUCAAGAGCAGCUGUCUUUUAAAGAUGCUUUCAGGUCUGACGUAAAUUUUACCGUCCAAACUUGACCAUCUAAAACAUAGGGGCACCCAAUGACUUUUUUCUGUAAAAUACCUGUUCGGAGAAGCAAAAUUGCGUUAAAAUUUUCUAUAGCUUGAGGAAGGCUAAAAAUUUCUAGAUGAACACUCCAUUCAUGUACAAUUUUCGAAGCUUAUCUAAUAAAUUCCCUACGAUUUUCUGAAGUAUAAUUUUGUGCAUUUUAUUCCCCAGGUUAAGCUAUUUUCGUAGAAAAAGAAAAGUAACCUAAAAUUUUAGCAUUCAAAAAUGUGAUGGAGAGAGGAAUCAGAUAAAUUCUUCUUUAAAUUGCAUCUAAAAUUUCGUGAAAGUAAUACUGAAGCCCGUGUAACUUCGAAAAGACUAAGUUGCCCUAGGAUGACCGAACAGAUUUGAAAUUCUGUAGCACUCUGAAUAGCCUAGAAAGAGUUUUCAAUGUAUGUAGGAGGAAACCGUCGUUGGGUGCCCCUGAAAACAUACUUCUCUUCGUAAGUGAGGUCGGUGGCGUAAGCUUUUUUUUACGUUCAGUAACUAUAAUAGGUGCAUGAAUUUUAAAAAUAGAAUACAAUAGACUUGUGCAUAAGUGAGCAUUUUAUUCUCAGCAGCGUUCAGUGAAUGCAAGGAACGGCACAAGAAGAAUCAGCUGUUACUUCUUGUAGCCGGAUCUACAUGUUCGUAACAAACGUCAAACUAUUUCAAAUGUGAGGCUGAAAGAAUUGAAACACUCUUUUCUAGAUCAACCAUCACGUGAAUUGAUUGACGAAGCAAACGGCUCUGAUUGGUCAAUUUAGAGUCUGUUUUUCGCCUUAAGUUGAAGGUUGACAAAAACUAACGAGCUUUCACGUAAUAUGUAUAAACUUGCCAGUUUAUACAAGAACGCUAUCUUUGGCUUUGUGGCGGCGUUUUUUCAAACGCUCGGAUGCAAAGAUAGCUAGAAAUAUACAAAAUCAGCUAAGAUAAACACAAACGUUUUUAAAAUCUAUACAGAGACGAUAAGAAUGAUAUGUAAGCUAUGAAAAGUUGUAAAACCCUUACAUUGCGCCCACACAAAUACCUUCCAGUCCAUCAGGUGUAGGCUAAAAUUCAAAAUUCCGGAUCUUCUUUUUUGAGAAUUUAAGAGAUUUUAAAAAAAGAACUUUACAAAGUCUUGGGUAUUUUUUGCGAUGACGAGUAUUUUGUUAGGUUUUAAGCUUCAGGUGACGAUAAAAAAAAUCAGUUUAACUCAGGAAAAAGGUUAUCUUUUUGCGAUUUUCCCAGUGGCCAGGUUGGAGGGCUGACGCUUCUCUUGUGUUCUUUCCGAUGAAACGGCACAAAGAGUUUUGGUGAUUUUUCCGGAAAUUUGUAUAUACGCCUACAGUGGAACCCUGCCUGAUCGUCUUCCAGGGACCAUCGAUGACCAGUGAAUACUUGGUCGUGUUAACGUGUUGGUCAUAAUAACUAAAUCAGCAUUACCAUACUAAGCGUUUCUAGAACAUGUCUUCACAGUUUAUCAUUUAAUUCUAUAUAGAAUGAUCGAUGAUUCCGUAUUUUCCACGCCUUUCGAUAAAAGAGUGCAUACGGGUUGUCAGAUCGAAUGUUUCCGACUCGCCAUCCGGCAAAAUGUAAGGAAGAUAGCAACUAGGCAUGGUCAAAGGUCGUCUUAGUCUUAUAACAGGAUGGUAGAAUAAAGAAAUAAAUGGACCUUGACUUGGUCUAGAAAAAAAGCGUCUGUAAUUACAGAAUGGUCGUAUGGCGGGCAUCCACUGUACUUGCAAAGUGUACGCUAAUGUCGUACCCAGAUCACUUUACGGUUUCGACGACAAGAAAUCUGGGUACAAGAUUAAGCGUACGCAAAUGAAGCUAUUAAGAUUAUCUAACAAACGGAAACUGUUACAUAGUACACUUUUCGUUUGUGGAAUCACCCUUGAGGUUUCUCUAAUAUUCCCUCUGUGUUUCAUUAGUAAGCCCUUAGUUUUACCUCCACCAGAGGCCUCGUUUCAGCGGUUUUUCAUGGAAACGAGUUCAAAUGGUUAUUGUGAAUUCUUUCAACUCAUUAACCUCGUUUGCAUACCUUGUGAGUAUUUCACCGCAUGCUCAACCGUGAUAAAAGUCGUGUUAAAAUUAUUUCUACACUCUAUUUCAAACCGUGUGUUUGACGCUUUUCCUUAUAAUUUGGCCUCGCACCAGGACUUUUCGCUUUUUGUUUCAAGGUCGUUUGGAAGCCUAGGUUGAUUAUGAUCAAUUCUAUUUGGCGUUGAAAAAGGGCCGUCUUGUGUAAUUUACAGUAAAGGUUCUCGAUUGCCUGAAACGCUAUCGAACGGGCUAGUAGGUUUAUCUUGCACCUUACUGGUGCUAAGAUAAACAUGGCCGAUCAUAUUUGCCAAUUUCUUGAAGCCCUUCUUUCUCUUUACCCCAAGGGGUCAAGAAAAUUCCAAAUUCCACGUUGUUUAAUUCUGCAAGACACCAUGGGAAAGUACUGCUGAAGAUGUUUCAUUUGAAUGGUCACAUCAUAUGAUAGGAUCCGUAGAAUCACAAUUGCCUUUUAUUACAGUUAAGGCAAUUGUAAUGCAUUACAAUUGUCAUAAUUAUCUCAGGGAGUGAGAGGGUUUAUGCUUUUUCAGUGUGUUUCCGUUAUGAGAGAGUCGCCGCAGAUAUUGAGAAUUUCAUCGAAAAAGCAAUAUAACCUGUUUGUUUACCUAUAUCCUCGGUUUUUAUCUAUGCUGGAAAUGAUCAGGGGUUUUUUGUUUUUAUUUUUCACGUUCGAUUCGACCAAUAUUGUGUAAGUUGUUGACACCUGCCCAAAGCUCCCUCGCCGGCAUCACGUCGAUAACUGACAGAAAAGGAAAUGAAAUCAGAUAGGAGUUUUUAAGAUCCCAAGGGCCAGUAAAAGUCUAUUGCUCAAUAACUAAUUAUUUUCAAGAUAAACUUUGAAUAAUGCGAUAAGGCGACUGAGCAGUUAGGUAAUUUUUCGUCGAUGCUCUCUACAGAGCUCGGGUACCGCGCCGUUUUUGAAGUUUGUCCAUCCGGAUGCACGAAGUCAUAAUAUUCAAAAACGACAAAAACAAACGUUUUCAACAUCUGCUACAGCUAAAAACCUUUUCUGGUGGUCGUUGAUAGAUUUCUCGGCUAGAUUUUAAACAUUGGGUGGAUUUUAUUAACACUAGAAAUGGAAGCGCAGGUCCACGUAAUGAACGAGGGAAGAUUUUUGCUGUCAAAUAUGAUAUCUGUACGUGAGAAAGUAUAAUCGCUACUAUUAGACUUGAUGGAAAUUGGGAAUAGUAUACGCUGUACAUACGUUAUCACGUAGAACAAAGCUACUGUAAGGUGAGAAAAGAGCGAGGUUUAUAGCAUAUAAUUUCCGUGCUUUCACUCAAAAACAAUGAAGAAACUGUUCGAUUAACUCCCACGACAGGGUUAUUCAAAUUAGGAACAAAUCAUCACAGUGGACUCUUUGUUCGUGAUCACUUCUGUUGUAAACAUCUGAGGACAAACGUCUGUCCUCUCCCCCGCAUUGUCAAAAAUAAAAAUCAGAUUUUUUCAGCUGUUAUCGUGGGUAAUCAAGGGAUUGUAUAAUUAAGCAUCAUCUUCGCAGGGCAGGGUACAGAUUGGAGUGUUUUUAGAAAUUCAAGACCGUUGUUUUUUCUUUGUGGUCUGCGAAAAUAGAAAUUAUCUGAAAGAGAUUUACGAUCACCUCGAUAGGAACAGGUCAGAGAAGGGUUCGAAAACCAGAGGAAGGUAGCUGAAGACAUGAUUACAAAGGUACAUAAAGUAACUAUUGCUUCCUUAUCUUCAAAAGGUUUAUACGAUGACAAUUGUACUGUGGGUUUAUAGACGCCUUAAAGAUCAACAUGGCGUCUUAGUCUAUUAGUACUUCCAAACAUCGCUUUGGAAUCACCUUUUUAACUGCAAUGGCUCAUAAGUAAGAUAGAAAGUUAUGCAUAUAUAUUCGGGCACUUUUUAUUUGUAUACUGGUAAUUAAUUAGUGGUCAGUACUAAGUGUAAUAUACGACGAUGAAGAGCAAGUAAAUCAACUCUUUUAACCUGUGUACUCCAAAAAACUUGUUACGUUUAUCAGACUGCUAUCUCCUCGCCCAAAAAAAGGUGCUCUUUUAAACAUCCUUUGACGCGUUACUGUAAACUGUUAUUGCUUCCGACAACUUCGAUCACUUAAAACUUUUAUUAACUGCUAAAAGCCAACUUUCAUAUUUUGUAUUUAUGAUUCAAAAAGCGAAUCAGCAGAGGGGACUUCAGAUUAAGACUUUUUUGUAACCUCCUAAUGAUACCUUUUUGUCAAAAACCACAAAAGGAAUCAACAGUGACAGAUUUGAGACUGUCAUCGAUCACAGUUGUAGUUAUUAAAUUAAUGUCAUGCUUUAUUUCUUUCACAUCAAACUUUAUUUUCAAGCUGUCGCUGGGGUAAUCACGCGCUAGCUUAGGCUCUUGUUUUAGUUUUCUAAGACUGUUGUGGCUACAAUCUUAGCAGUUAAGCCUUGACCCACGCCGAACUAACAUUCAUUUUAGAUCUUCAGCCUAAGUGUUCAAUGGCUAUUCAUUAUGAUGGCUACUUGACUUAAUAUCCUUUUUAAGUACUAGAUCGUCAUAACUCAAAAUUACAUCAACGAUUUUCGCCUCCACUUCUUUGACGCAAGCCAUCUGGUCAUUUUUCUUUUUUUUUACGUUCGUAUUCGUUAUUUUUCUCCUCACUGUCUUUGAAGGACUUAGAGAGCAAAGUUAAUAGUUACAGAAUUGAAAAAUGAAUAAAAAUAUCCGUAAUGGUAAAUAAGACAUUGACGUAUUUUAGAUCGGACGAAUCAUUAAAUCAAACCACCGGAGAUAAAUUGCCUGCUUUUAAGUGUUGAGAUUAAUUUACUUUCAUCUUUGUCGGUAUGCGAUGUUUUUUUUUUUCUCAUCGGCGUGAUAUAUUUGAUUAGUUCCAUUAAAGAAAUUUAAGUGACUGGUAUGUUUUCUCUUAACUGUUAGUAAGGGACGGACCAUUAGAAAAGUUAUGGGGGGGAGGGUGGGGAAUUUUCGAGCUGCAGGAAUUUUUCUUCGUUAUCAAAUUCUUUGUAUGAAUUUUUUUAGGCCAUGGUAUGAAUAAUUUUUAGGGUUAAUUGGCGUGCAUGAAGUUUUUUCAUUUAAUUUUCCCUUGCGGGAAUAUUUUUUUGUACUUCCCCCCCCAUAAGUUUUUUAAUGGUCCUUCCCUAAAGGAGAUCAGCUCUCUUGACGGCAGGUGAUUCUAUUAGUAUGCAAACUGAAUAUUCAUCGGGAAUGUGACAAAAGAAUUUCAGAUGAAAGGCGACCAUUUGCCACAGCAGGUCAAUAGAAGGUAUGGGGAAGUCCGAAAAUCUGAUGUCCAAUUUGAUAGAUAACAGGACAGUAUUACCUAGCCUACGCUUCCAUUCAUGAUUGUUUUUCCAAAGGUCGUUAGCCAUUUGACAGAUUUUACAGACAAGAAUGUACCAAAUUGCAGUAACAUUUUCGCAAACUUUUGCCUCAAAGUUUUAUUAACGUUUGUGUCUCAAUUUGUUCAUUCAUGAAACGUUUACAUUUUUUUCCUUUGAUGCAAUCAAUGUCUGUCCCUUUUAGAAAUUGUGGAUUAAAUUCCGGUCGGGGAGGAAAAAUUCCGUCGUAACUGAUUUCAUGUGUGAACACUUAACCCAUUCGCUCUCGGGAAAUUGGCCGAAAAACGCCUUUUGAAGCUAGUCGAGCCGUUUCCUGUUCACUGUCCGCAAACGAAUACGCUGCAGAAUGUAGGAUCAAGCUGAUUAACUUUAUAAGACAUCAAAGUGUCUGAUUGAUGUCUUUAGUUGCAAAGUUAACGAAGCACGGUCAACAUUGCAGAAUUCUCCAUGUGUCUACUUGGUAUAUUUUUGCUGAACAGGUCUUCUAUAGAUCCUACGUUCUGCGGCAUCUUCUUUUGCGGUCCUUUGCAGUUGAUGUUCAUUUGUUAUUUGAAGCAGUCAUCAUCAGUCGUUGUUUCCUUUGAGAGUUAAGUUACUCGAUAUUUGCUUUAUUUUCUUCAAAUAUGCUAGAGGAAAUAUCUAGAAAUGAGGCUCAUAAAAAAGGUCCAUAGAUUUAAAAAAAAAGGACGACUUGUUGUAGUGGCAGUUUUGAUUUAUGUCCCUCCACUCCCCGCCCCUUUUUAAGGUUGAAAUGUGUCGAUAUCGUAACUUAUCUAAUUUCUCGACAGAAUCCUUGGAAGUAAUCUCACGUCACGUUGCUAUCAAAUUUUCGGCAGUAUUCAAAACGAAAAUUUUAGGAUUGUCUGUUUCGUCACGUGAUUCCACUGUUUUUGACGUUGUAAGGACUGUUAUAGCAUUUGUUUGAAAAAAUUUCAGCGUCUCUCUUUAGCGCUCCUUACAUGAAUUACUAAUACUUGCUUAAUUAAAACAAGAAAACAGUUCAAGAUAGAAAUUAGCUUCGGGAAAGGCUGUUAUUGCUAAUUGUCGUGUGUCAAGUUUUUGUUGCAAAUAACAGAAAUAAGCUACUCAGUUGUGGGUUCAAAUUCUGCAAAAUACAACUGUUUUCUUUCCCAUUAUGCUCUUGCCAUAUUUGGCAUUGACUUUAAACAAAUUCCUUAAAUAGGAGAAGAGUCACUUAACAUCAGCUUUAUCAAAUUUUUGUUUUCCCUUCAUACGCUGUCCAGCAAAACAACCAAAGGUCAACUAUCCGAUGACAUUAAUUUUUCCAAACUUCUCUCAAGACUUACCCUAACCGGCCUCGCUUAAUUAACAGUGUCUGCACGCGAUUGUUGAACUCUUUUACAACUCUAGAUUAUAUAUAUGCAAAGACAUAUUUUUAAACUCUGUAAAUGAUCUAUCUUGGUCGUCUUUCAGACUUUGCCCCUGGAAAUUGCCUGUCCCGAUUCUGGCCCAACAAGGUUCCCCAGGAAUCAGACAGGAAGUCUGUGUUAACUCAUUUUCUGCAUACCCUUCUAUCAAAUUAACUGACCAUUCUUUCGUUGAUUCAUUGACGACUUGUGUCUACCCAGAAGCCUGUUUUGUAGUAACCCUUCUUAGCUUUUACUGAAUCUGUUCUCAGUGCCAUGAUGUCAAUAACUGUGCACGUGGCCAAGAACAUACCAUUUGCACGAGAGCGCUACAGGUAGUGUCUCGUUCAUUUGUUUUAACCGAAAGGGUCCAACUUCAUUUUUUCUGACAGGGAUCAAGAAAGCUUAGUCACAUUCCACACUUUCGCGUUAGUCUACCUGAGUUUUUAUCAGCUUUCUUAUCUCCCCCUCUCAAGCGAGCAUAAAAAUCAAUGCCUUGAAUGUUACCUCCUUAACCUUUAGCUUUUCUCUUCUUGAGGUUAGUUGUCACGGAGGGGGGACUGCAGGGAAUUCUUGGUGCUGGUGUGCCGCCCGGUUCUCCAAAUCCUAACCCUAUUUCAGGCCAAAAAGAUGUCAUUUUCCACACCUGGUUUCAGACCUGGCCACUAAAAUUCAUAACCGUUUUCAGACCAGGUCUUCAGAAAUUAUGUCAUCAUUGUUAAUUGUUUAGAUUAAAACACCAACAAUAAAGAUUUCUCACAAUCCAUUUUAGGAAUUCUACUUUCUAUCUCAUUGAUUUGGAUUUGAAACUUUAAAUACGUUCAUACACUCCCGUAGUUCCGUCGAAAACCAUACUCGAUUCCAGACAAAAAUGUGCAAAAUCUAUACCCGUUUUCAGACCAAAACGGCGCAAAAACCAUACUCUCUGGGGAUGGCACAUACCUAUAUGGCUAAUAUAAGGGAGUACCCCCGGGUUAGUUAUACAUGCAAAUUAGCUAUUACUUUUGGGAUCUGUGGACAAAAUCCGAUUAUAUGACGGUCCAAAUGAAACUUCUUCAGCAGUGUUUUCUUACAUUCCUUUUCACAAUUGAUUUCACUCCAAAAGGUCAUUUGAGAUUUCUUUUGGAUGCAGGAAAGUUAGGUUUCGCUCGAAUUUGCAUGAUUGACUACAAGUCAAAACUACAAGUGUAACUUUUCAAGAAUCCACUUCAUGUGGAUAACAUCGAUCAAAAGAUUGAUAUGUUAAAUCUGUUGUCAAAUGAGGACUCACGUAUCAUUUAGAGCUUGUAUAGAAGAUCUUUAGUGUUGAUACUUUUCUUCGUCAAGUGCUGUUGAAAGUAGAGCAAUUGUGUCAUCAAGGUGGAAAACUGAAAGGAUCGCCAGCUGCUGUUCGCAUUAAUGUUUUUGUGUCAGGCUUGAUGAAUGUCAGCCUCACUUUUAAAGGAAACAAAAAAAUCAGCUAGAAAGAUAACGAAACUCCAGUGGAACCUAAAGAUUUUUAAUUAGUUACAUGUAUUUUUAUUUUAAUCAACUUAUGCCUCUAUUAAGGAGUUUACAUCCUUAAGAAAUUGCUGAGUAAUAUGCAUGGAAAAUUUCAAUGACUCUAUCACAGGCGGAUUUAGUAUAUCACGGUCAAUUGCUCUGAUAAUAAUUAAAAAAUAAAUAAAAUGAAAUAGAUCCUGUAAAAGUUUAAUAUUUACAGUAUGUACGGGUCUUUAUUAUAUCAGAAAAUUUCAGCGAGACGGGAAGGUAAGGCUUGUUGGAGAUAUUGCUUGUUUAUCCUUGUAUUUUUUGGUGUGUGUUUCUAUUUGAACAAAAAAGGACUUUCUUCGAGUUAUCUGAAUAAUCCAAAGAUUGCACGAGAAACCCCUCUGAUCGGAAAUGCGAUCUUUUGUAGGUCUCAAACUUGCCAAUGCUUGAUUUGAUAAGACGAAUCAGAUCUUGGAGAAAAUCACGAAACAUGUAUAACAACUUUCAAAGUCCUCUUGCUUAACGAAAACGAGAAAUCCUAUUCCUGAAUUUGGGAGGGAAUACUUUGUCAGCGAUUAUGGUAUAACGAUGUCAUGCCAGAGAGCAAAAGAAACAAAUUUUAAGCAUGACAAACAUAUUUUAAUGUGAUGAUGUUGACUGUUUGGCAAUAUAAUAAUAACUCAUCAGACCCACUUAUUACGUUUACGAUGGGAAAACCUGUUGGACUUAUAAAGUGCCAUGUUGCCCGAAAUUCUUAUAUCCAACCUGGAAAAGAAUAAACGUCAUUGCUGUGUAUUGUGACAAGAUGAAUAAGUUUUCGAUAUUUGGCUUUAAAAAAAUGGUUUUUGGACGAUUUUUCCCGCAAUGUUUUGAUUUUACAAGGGGGAUGUUCGUUACUACAAUGAGUUGAGAAAAGGAAGUCAUGAAUAAACAAAUGUGAAAUGCGCCCGUGGAGAAGAUCUGUUGUUUAUGUAAACAAUGGUUAAAAAUACAUUGCUUGCCUAGUAGGGGAACCUGAAAUUUAUUACCAUUCCUCACGAAAAAUUGUUCAGUUACUCAGUGUAGUUUUACAAGUUGCUGUCAUUUUUGCAAUCUCUGCCAGCUAUGAUAGCAGGAAAGCGCUAAACUAGAGAGGCGAUGGUUAAGUGGAAAUGCAUACCUUUACGACCAGAAAACCGGAAAAAUGAUUUCUUGCAUUCCUGAUAACUGAAAAUGACGGCUCGGGCCGUCCUUCGUGGCGUAAUUGAAAUAGCUGUGUGCAUAGGAGGUAACAAAAGAUAACAUAGGAACGGGGACAUUUAACCCUUGCCGCGCCCAAUUCCCUCCUACAGAUGAUAACACGACAUAAAGUUCAAAUCAAAAGUAACUAACUACCCACAUCUUUACGGACGUUCUUAUAUAGCAACGCUGGACACGAACUAAGCAAAGCAGACUUCCCUCAGAGCGACGUAAAAGCCUAUCCCUAUUUCCGUGUGUGGGUAUAGAUAUUAAGCGGAGAAAUUAUUCUACCGCUUUGUGUGUAUUGUGAAUGCAUGCAUAUCGUUGACACAGAGGAACAGCGGGUCAGUGACGGAAAGCUAGAAAAGAUAAAAGCCAAUCACCGUUAGUCAGUCGGUGAAAAGGACGAUUUUCUUUUGCCUGUAUAAGAAAGAAACUGUGCACACGUUAAGUUAUGGCAACUAAGGCCUUUUAUAAGGUAAGAGUGUUUUAAUUGUCGCCUUUUUUAAGCCCAUUAAGUGCAAUUUAAUUACAAGUACACCUAAUUUAUGAACAAGCUUUCGUCUUGGGCACGAGCACAGAGAACUUGAUCUCUGCAUGUAAAACAAAUUAAGCUAACUUGUUUUAGAAAGAGUUUAUAAACGGACUUGCAAACGCAUAAUUACUUUGCCAAAAGACCCUGCUACCACCCAAUGCGAGUAGACGCUAAUGGCCGGAAUAACCAUCGACUCUACUUUUUAGGACAAAUGCAAUUUGUGCAUUGCCUAAUCAUUAAUAUAUAACGGUACACAAAUCGUUUACCUUAGUUAAGUAGUUUUGACGAGCGUAUUUAUGUUUAGAAAGUGAGUUGUUGUUUUUACCGGCAAUAUUUUAAACAAAUCGAACCCUGUAGGUCUGAAAGAAUAUUGGCGACGUUAAAAAAAACAUAAAAUUCUUAGCAGUUCCGGGUUGUAUUAACUUUGAGAUGCAAUCUGUUUCCAUCCGUUCCCUAUCUAACCCAUAAUUAUCUCAGUAGAGUACUGGCCCAAUAGUAAUCAAAAUUCCUUUUCCUGUUUUAGACCUUUGACAAAGUGAACCGUCCCAGUGAGAUUAUGAAACUCAAACGCGCCUACUGAGACCAAUGUUGAAUUGCUGCUUAAAUCUGGGACUGUAUGCGAAUGUGUGAAAUUGAUUUUUAAAAUCCUUGUAAUAAAACAAAAAUUUUGAGAGAUGUAAGAAUCGAAACUGGCGGAACGACGUGAGCACAAAACACGAAAAACUAAAGAGUUGUUGUUUUAUGAACUGGUAAAAAUAGCAAACCAAUUCAAUAUUACUUUUAUAGCUUAAUGGUACCUUAUAAAAAAAAAAAUGAUUGAAUGAUUAGAAAUUACCGAUAUUAACUUGCCGGCGUAGAAAAUAGGAAACCUUGGAGAUCAAGAGAAAAGAUAACCAGAGAACGAAUUGAUUAGAUAGUCUUUCGUUAUAUAAUGAUAGACCAAAACCGGGCAAAUUAUGUCUCGCCAAGGAAAAUGCUAUUACUUAGACCUUUUUCAGUUGUCACAUUAGGGCCAAUCGAAUGGUACGCUGUUUCUUUCAAAUUUCUCUCAACGGGGGUACAAAUUGCGAAAUCUAGAACUCAUUUCAUUUCGUGGCAGUAAUUACCAUCUACUUCAUUUUCUUUCCUCACAUGUUAUUAAAUAUUUAUGUAAAAAAGAGAGGUGAUGAGAAUUCAGAGAUUCGUCAUAGGAACACCAUCUUGAUGCCCCAGCCAUUUGUAAUGUAGAUCGGUUUGCACGCUACCAACACACCCCAAGAUCGACAUGCACUAUUUUUCUUUUCUAGUACACUUAGAUACCAAGCGGACAAAUGAAAAUGCGAUGCCAAAAUUCACGGAAAAUCCCACACAGUUUGCUUUUGAAAAAAGGUCGAAAAAGAAAUGGCACAAAAUCGGUACCAAGCGCCAAAAGAGGUCUUGUUUAAAUGUUCGCCCUAGGAUUUCGUCCAUAGUCUCAAAAGUUCUAACCCCCUACAUUAUGAUGUCUCAAUAACUGACUGGCAAUGAGCCACUUAGAUAAACAAGGCAAUGUUUCCGAAAUUCCGUAGCUUACCAGACGCCUCAAAAAGCUUGAUUUUAUUAUCGUAACAUAGGGUGAAGUUCAAGGGGUGAUGUGUAGUUUUAACGGUCUGUCACGAAAACAAGUCUGAUGGACCCUAAUCUACUUUUAUCCUUGUAUAAUCGGGCACUUUAUCUCCAACAAAUUUGUUCUUGUUUGUUAGAAUCAUUUGUCGAAUUUUUAUACGAAUAGGGAGCAUAUUUUUCAAGUACUUGAGGAGUGUUUCAUCAAGACACCAGGUCAAGGUUGUUUAAACGCUGGAUAGCGCUAUCCACUUGAUAAAUCACUAUCCAGUGGAUAAGUAUUAAGGAAACCGUGUGAGACUUCAAUGUCAGGGCUUUAAAACAGAGUAUACGGGAAUUUUACGGCAGAGCCUCUCUGUUUGUUGCGCCGUACUGACGAGCCCCAAAAAGGGUGAAACAGCUGUCCACUGCUACGAGCUCGCUCUGUUUUUGGCUCUUUCGGUGUCCGGUUGAUGUCUUGCACAGUUAAUUUUCACGUAGUACGAUCAGCUUUGCAGCAUUCAGUGUGUCUACUCAAUUGUGUUAUCCACUGAAUACGGAUUUAUCUAAUGGAGAGUGCUAUCCACCCCCACCUUAUCCUUUUAAGUUCCAAGAGUGACCAAAGUCAAUUUUCUCCAAACAAAAUCAAUACAUAAUCAAGGGAAAAUGUGGUAAGAAUUAAUAAAAUAAUCACCUGAUGGGAAAAGCUUUGAUAUACAAACAAAUUCUCGUAACCAAUUCUUCAAGGAAAUGUAUGGAGAUCAGUGCGGGGAAUUUAUAUUUACAUAUUGGGGUUUAAAAGGUUAUCAGCAACUGGGGCCAGGCCCCGUUUGUUCAAACAUGGGGUAGAUAACGUUAACCACUGGAUAAAUCUCUCCACUGGAUACUUUACCACCGGAUGGUGCUUUUUCCGCUGGAUAGCGUUAUCCAACGUUUGAAGAACCGGGGGCAGGUUGAUAAAACCGGGGGCGUCUUUUUUACUGACUACAGAGGAACAUCACUGCGUGCAGCCUGAAGUGUCCGUUUUGAGAGAGGUGUCUGUCAUAAAGAGAGUAAAAAUAAACCCCUGAAGAGCAUUAGGGAUCAACUCUCAGAGCUGUCCGUUUUAGAGAGGUGUCCGUGUCUUUUAGACUGGCACUUCGCGUCCAUCCUAGAUCAAGGUGUCCUGCCUUACGGAGAAUCAAAGACUAAAUAACCGGUAGGGACCAACUCAAGCUCUCUGUUCAAGAGAGGUGUCCGCCGUGUCUUUGGGAUUGGCUCUUAGACCAGUUAGUGUCCGUCCUAGAGAGGUGUCCUGCCUUACAGAGACUCAAAGAAUAAAAAACUGAUCAUGCUGUUUGAGUUUUAGAGAGGUGUCCAUCCUUGAUAGAAGUAUUCGCAGAAGAGUUGACUGUAUUUUUUGUUUUUUUUUUUCACAAAGAAAUAACGGAUUUUGCGUAUGUGACUUGGGACAGCAGUCUUGGGAAUUGGCAACCUUUUUUACAUUUUCACUCGUGUUCUCGCACACUACGUGUCACAGGGCAGGGAAGGGUCUGGUGGUGAUGAUGAUGAUGAUGAUCUCGUGAUAAUGAUGAUAAUUAUUAUAAUAUGCAGUUCUAACUCUGUCAAACUUUAGCAAAAAAUACCAUUAUGGACAAAAUGCCACUGUUUCACCUUUCAAACGAGACCUCUUUAUGGACUUUUACAUGGUGCUAGCAUUUUACAAUGAUUUUUUAUUGACUUGUAACUUAGGCCACAUUACUCAAAAUGAAAGGGAUAAGUGAUAUGUUAGAAUUUUGCUCACACACGACGCAGUGGUUAAGCUUUCGUGUCACUUAUCAGGACCUAGGGUCACCCACUGACGCCUUGAAAACUGCUAAAUUAAAGCCCACAAAUAAUAAAACAGUGUAUUUAUUUCAUCAACAUAUCCUCGGCAAUUACAGUCGUAGGUUUGGUCUGUCAGUUUCCCACGUUUUAGCGUGUUCUAAUGCACGCAAUUGCUUACAUUUGUAGUAAUGUAGUUUUAAAUAACUUACUACCAGUUUACUGAACCCUGUAUACAAAGUGUCUAACGUUCAGACAGUUCAAGUAAAAGUUGUUUCAUUUGCCGAUGAAUAAUCCCGGCUUUGCUGUGUGUUGCGGCAUUCUCAGUUUUUAGAGUUAGAAAUAGAAGGCACAUUGAGAUCGGAACCAUAUUCGUAUCAUCAAAUUAGGUUAUCAGCAAACUUCCUUUAUAUGUGUUGAUAUAUAUGUGGUAUAUCACGAACUGAACUAAUCACGAUAUAGCGACUUCAAUUAAGCUUCUGCGACUUCUGUAGCUAUCUUUUUUCUUCUCUUCUCUGCAGAUCUUUUUUAUGAAAAAAGUGCAAGAGUAAAGAAAGAACUGAAUUAGAACAAACGUGAGGAGUGCGAAAUGCUAUGAUAUGAACACGUGGGACGCGAGAUGAAAAUAGUUCUUCGGGAAGUGUGUUUUUCCUAGUUUUAUUUAGGUGAGGUGAAAUAUUGGGGCGAAGUGAGUUCGCGCUUCACCAAAACGGUUGCGAGAGGAGACUAGCGAUUCCGCCGCAGGAUAUCGAAAUGAACCCGCAGUUAAUCGUAAUGGGAUUAGGGCUUAUUUUAGGCACUAAGAAAAGGAAAACGCUUUAAGACAUGCAAUCUUAAUCUAGCUGAUAAAAUAUAGCAGGAUAUGGUAGUUCAGUUGGGGAACAACACAGACAAUAAGCUCAAUGAAAUUGUUGUCCUUGACGGUAAUAUAAAUAAUUCUAUAAGAGAGUUUAUAUUAGCAAUUAUAAAGUAGUGCCAUUUAGUGUCACCAAGAUCUUUAGACCGAUGUUCUUUCCAUUUUUAAAUUAAAACUUUAAGUCAAGUAAGCCGCUCUUUUUUUUUACAUUCUUAAUGUAAUCCUAAACUAUACAAAUUUUGAAAAGUUGCCCGUAAUGUAUACUUCAGCGUUUUUUAUUAUUACCGUAAACAGUAAGGCGAGAUGAGGUUUAUCAGGUGAACUUCCUCUUUAUGGCUUUUAUCACAAACUUAGCUAAGCACUGAAUAUAGCUUUAUAAUUAUUAUCAUUGCGUUAAUAACUUUGGUAGAGUCUUUAAGCGCGGUCCAAAGGAGUAUUGGUGAAAUUUUGCUUUUUCAACUAUUCUUCAGUUUACCGGACAGAGCAUUGCAACAAACAGCACACAGUUAUUUCCCUGUGUUUUCACUUUAUUCAUCUUUAGUGUUUUAGAAACAUACAUAUUUUAUUCAAAAAUGGUUAAAAAGAUCGUAGGCGAUAUUGUGUAAGUGGCAUUAAAAUCAGGUUUGAUAGCCUAAAACUUUUAAUAUUUAUUUUACCGAUUUCAAGUGAACUAAUCUAUGUCUUCUGUGUCUCGUCGCUCGGAUGGUUGUUAGGCAGAAAUAUUUAAUGUAAAAGUUCACCUAUUUGGCGAAUUCCUACCUAGCAAAACUCUUUCGGAAAAGAGGGUAUCCCGUCCGCAUCUAGAUUACAUAUCGACCUUGGCGACUGUUACUGAUUCAUCUGGUGUUCUUGGUUUGUUUUAGUUUCAUGAAGACUUGCUGAACAUAUUAAUCAGCUCCACCCACUUUUGCUCUUCCUCGAUCAUCUGAACGAGCUGCGGUUUCCUUUCCUGUAGGUCUUAACAUACUUGCUUGACAAAAAUCUGAAUUUACUUUUUAAUCUCUACACAGCUAUGGUUCUUUCUAAUCACUGGCUUGUUUGCGUUAACAUUAAAAUCCGCCGGCGGGGCAUCUGUGUACUCGUUGGUAUCGAAGACUCCUGACCGUGACUGCCAGCCCGUCAAACGCGACUUACUCCGACUUCAACUUGGAAAUGGGUACAAUCAACGCUACAUGGCCAUGGACGACAAUGAUCUUCGGCACAAAACCAAGCAAUCAUUAUUCUUUGAUGAGAAGCACGCGAACGAUGUCAAGAACGUGAGCAAGAGGUCGCUUGUUCAGAGUACCGAUCCCACCAUCGAAUGGACGUGCCAGACAACAAAAACCUGGUUAGACUUGGGCGCAAAUUUUUUCCCGCGUCACGUCAGGUCGGUCAUAUGCUCAACUAGCAAAUGUUGGUAUCAACAUUUCCAGUGUCGACCGAAGAAUUACACGAUCCAGGUGUUAAAGAAGAAGGAUGGUGUGUGUUUAAGGGUGUACUCCCGCACAGGGAGGCCACGAUGGCAAGACUUUUGGGAACCCAUCGAUUAUCAAAUAACUGUAGGCUGCGAAUGCGGUCAUUGA